CCAUUUUAAACCAUCCAUCCACUAUCAUCUACCACAUAAACCUCGCUUACUCCACACACCAAUGCUCGCCCUUUCCCAUGACCCACUCUAUAUGCCGGACAUUCAUCAUAUUUCAACUACUUUAGCUCCGUGCUCAGAAUUAACCAUCACUCUUCUGCAAUGUUUUCGCGAAUCACCCAUUCGAGCGCCGCCAGACAGACAGUCCUCUACUCCACUAUCAAACUGGCGAUUCGCUCUCCCGCGGUGGCUGCGGGAAAGUACAAGCACGUUCCAUAUCUAGCCGCCAACGAGAAGCCGUUCUACAUCACGACACCGAUUUUCUAUGUAAACGCGGCGCCGCACCUCGGUCACUUGUACCUGAUGCUUUUGUGCGAUGUACGCAACCGCUGGGAAGUACUCGCGCGCCGACCUUCGUUCUUCAUGACCGGAACGGACGAGCACGGGCUCAAGGUGCAGCUCGCGGCGAAAGCGAAGGGCUUUGAGGCAACGAAGCCGUUUGUGGACCAGGUUCUGGGCAACUUCAAAACACUUGCAGACCUCACCGAUAUCAAGUACGACCGCUUCAUCCGUACGACCGAUGCUGAUCACCUCAGGACGGUAGCAAAGUUCUGGGGCAUUUGCCAGACUAACGGAUACAUCUACCAGGCGGAGCACUCGGGCUGGUACUCCAUCAGCGACGAGACCUUCUACCCUGAAACACAGAUUGUCGAUGUGGUGGAAAAUGGUGUCGCAAAGAAGGUGAGCAAGGAAACAGGAUCGGAGGUGACGUUUGAGUCAGAAUUCAACUACUUCUUCCGCUUGAGCCACUUCCAGGAGCGCCUCAUUCGCCACAUGGAAGAGAACCAGGACUUUAUUCAGCCGCACAAACGCCACAUGGAGAUCUUGCGCGAACUCAAAGCAAAACCGCUCGAAGACUUGUCGAUUUCGCGGUCCUCCUCCAGGUUGCAAUGGGCAAUUGACGUACCAAACGACCCGUCGCAGAAGGUGUACGUCUGGUUUGAUGCCCUCACUAACUACUUAACCAGCUGUGGCUUUGCCAACCCUGACUGGUCCGCCGAUGCCAGCGCCUGGGGUAACACCACGCACUUGAUCGGUAAAGACAUUGUCCGCUUCCACAGCAUCUACUGGCCGGCCUUACUCAUGGCAUGCGAGGUGCCGCUUCCAAAGCAGCUCAUCGUACACUCGCAUUGGCUCUGCGAUGGGCGUAAGAUGAGCAAGUCUGUCGGGAAUGUGGUUGACCCGAUUGCCAUGGCACAGUACUACGACUCGGAUGCUCUCCGGUGGUUUCUCUGCGAGAAUUCGAGUCUCGAGAAUGACUGUGACUUCAGCGAGGAGCGCUUGCACGUCACGCGAGACUUGCUUAUUGGAAAAUUUGCCAAUCUCAUUUCCCGGUGUUGCUCCAAGAGCUUCAACGUCGAAAGGGCGUUGAAGAGCUACGCUGCUGGUGAACUCACCACACCCGCAUCGCUUGAAAAGUUUACCCAGUUAAGCCCGGAAGCGGCAAAGCUCUACCAUGAGCUUGUGGCCGAGUUUCCCGUGUUGUUGGAGCAGAUGGAAGCUGACAUGACCGGGUUCCGCACCAACGAUGCUCUAGACAGGGUCUGGAAUGUGUUGAACAAGGCCAAUUUGUUCAUCACCCAUGCCGCCCCGUGGCACUACAAAAAGCAAGCCGUGGUGGAGGACGCAGAGGUGCGCAAGGUUCAGGACUUGAUUAUUUUCAUGGGUGUGGACGUUGCUCGUAACGUGGCCAUUCUUACCAAACCGUUUAUUCCGAAUUUGGCAAACAAGCUCUUGGAUAGGAUCGGCGUCGCCCCGGAUAACAGAGAUUUGUACGCGUUUGGACUUGGUAAGGAUGUGAGCUACGGUAAGGGUGUGAACGGCGCUGGCGAGUUGCCUAUCACCAGAAAGCCGAUGAGGGGCACCGAGUGAUGGAUGUCUAUUGAAAGAGCGUCGAAAUUUGUAAAUAGCUAUUUUGUUCAUAUUGAAAAAUCUGGUGGGUUAGAAUGUGAUCCGAAGUUAUGGUGUCACUAGGUUAAGAGGUUUUUCUGGAAUAAUAUUCCAUUGUAUAAGGUGUACAACCUAUAACGUAAUUCUGGC
Babjeviella inositovora NRRL Y-12698 is the source of this 2097-nucleotide messenger RNA. RefSeq names its product methionine--tRNA ligase (gene MSM1). Gene Ontology annotation, molecular function: methionine-tRNA ligase activity; ATP binding. Gene Ontology annotation, biological process: methionyl-tRNA aminoacylation. Bases 160 to 1929 code for a protein of 589 amino acids. The record is from RefSeq and is a predicted model, not a curated record. The transcript has a single exon. NCBI's taxonomy places the organism in Eukaryota, Fungi, Ascomycota, Pichiomycetes, Serinales.